Molecule: messenger RNA, 1417 nt
Organism: Melospiza melodia melodia
Lineage: Eukaryota; Metazoa; Chordata; Aves; Passeriformes; Passerellidae
Gene: TMEM119
Product: transmembrane protein 119
Exons: 2
Coding region: 109-867 (252 amino acids)
Biological process (GO): positive regulation of bone mineralization; ossification; positive regulation of osteoblast proliferation
Cellular component (GO): plasma membrane
Source: RefSeq, a predicted model, not a curated record
AGGAGGCUCCAUCCCAGCAGGCUGCAGAAAGGGGCUCGAGGUGUGUGGGACAGAUCUCGUCUUCCCGGCUGCCGGCCGCGGGCGAGGUUUCCUGCAGGAAUCCUGGGAAUGGGCUCAGCCAUGGGCACGUGGUUGCCGCUCUUGGUGCUGCUGGUGGCAGCCCCGGCGGAGGCGGCGGCGCCGCGGCACCGCCCGGUGCUGCCGGACACGGCGGGCAGCGGGGACGGGGACGAGGCCUCAGCCACGCUGCCCGCCCAGCCCGUGACCCCCCGCGUCAGCCCCACCGUGGGGGCGGCACCGGGGACCACCGUGACCAACAGCUCGGCGCCGGGCGUGCUGGACGGGCUGGUGGACUUCUUCAAGGAGUACCUGCUGCUGGUGGUGGUGGUGGGCUCGCUGUCCUUCGUCCUCCUCUUCAUCAUCUGCGCCGCCGUCAUCGUCCGGCAGAAGCACAAGGCCUCUGCCUACUAUCCCUCCUCCUUCCCCAAGAAGAAAUACGUGGAUGAGCGGGACAAGUCGGGGGGAGCGCGGGACUUCAGCGAGGUGCCCGACAAAGCCCCCGAGGCCGGCGCGGAGGAGCCGCUGGACGGCGGCCGCCAGCUCCAGGCCGACAUCCUGGCUGCUGCCCAGAACCUCAAAUCCCCCCACAAGGCACCGCUGGCCAACGGAGCCCAGGGCGAGCAGAAUGCCCCUCAGGAGGAGGAGGAGAAGGAGGAAGAGGAGGAAGGAAAGAAGUUGGGGGAUGAGCAACCCAAGCCCCGUGCCCAAAAUGCGGGUGCGGAGGAAGCGGCAAGCGCGGGAAGCAAGGAUGGAGGAUGCAGCCCUGCUGCCUGCCAGGAUGGCUCCCAGGCUCCCUCUGGAAUCUGAGGCAGGGACACGGUCCCGGGCAAGCCUGAGGAGCUGCUGCCCUGGGACACACGAUGGACAGGGUGGAUCAGGCUCUGUAUGUACGUGGUGGCUCAAGGAAGCCCCGAUGAAGAUGCCGUUCCCUCCCAGCUGCCCCGACCCUGGUGCUGAUGGGAUGCUCAUGGGGGGGAUUUGCCAGCUGGUGGUUUUCCCCAGCACUGGAACGCUGUCAGCCCCAGCUCCUGCUGCCCAAGGGGCUUCUCCCACCCCAGGCACUGCAGCUCUGCCCCCCCUGUGCCAAGAGCUUCCUGUCAAAUGUCAUUUUAAUCAUCAGCAGCAGCCUGGUCUGUGCCGGGCUCCUGGCUGGGAGCUGUGUCCCUCUGGGAGAAGGGAUGGGACCAGGGCUGGAAGUCUGUGGGAUAUGGGUCAGCUUUGCCCAAGGCCACCCAAGGGAGAGGGAUGAGGAUUUAGGGACAAGGAUUCUCCUUUCCUUCUUCCACCCCAGAUCCCAGCUGGAUUUUUCCUCCCUUCCUGAACCCCUUCAGCUAGAAAUAAACGUUUCCUCCGCACA